UCUUGCAAUGACUCCUCUCUUUAUAAACAGCAUACAAGAGGGUGUUCUAUUCAUUGCACCAAAUAAAAAUUUCUUUUCCUUUCUGUGGCUUUGAUCACGGGAUGGGCGUCACGAGCUUUACCCAGGAGUUCCCGUGCCCAAUCUCUCCCGCCCGCAUGUUCAGGGCCCUGAUCGUGGAGUCGAGUGACUUGAUCCCUAGGCUUCUGCCCCAGUUCAUCAAGAGUGUUGAACUUGUCGAGGGAGAUGGAGGAGCCGGAAGCAUCGAGCGGGUCAACUUCACCGAAGCGAGCCAUUUCAAGUAUUUGAAGCACAGAAUCGAUGAGCUCGACAAGGAAAACUUCCUAUGCAGAUACGCCAUGAUCGAGGGCGAUGCACUGGGCGACAAGCUUGAUUCGAUUGAUUAUGAGGUCAAGUUCGAAGCUGCCACCGGUGGAGGUUCCAUCUGCAAGAUGACCAGCAAGUACAACACCAAGGCCGAAUUCCAAGUCGACGAAGAAGAAAUUAAAGCCGGGAAAGAAAAGGCCUUUGCCAUCUACAAAGUCGUGGAGGCCUAUCUCUUGGAGAACCUUCAUGCUUAUGCUUAAUAUUAAUUUUCCGCUGUGAAAUGCAAAUUAUAUAAUAUUGAUUGUUACAAGCUUAAAUAAAGAAGGGAUUAUUUUAAGUAGAGUA
Molecule: messenger RNA, 669 nt
Organism: Punica granatum (pomegranate)
Lineage: Eukaryota; Viridiplantae; Streptophyta; Magnoliopsida; Myrtales; Lythraceae
Source: RefSeq, a predicted model, not a curated record